Molecule: messenger RNA, 1506 nt
Organism: Penicillium pulvis
Lineage: Eukaryota; Fungi; Ascomycota; Eurotiomycetes; Eurotiales; Aspergillaceae
Product: mannitol dehydrogenase family protein
Exons: 1
Coding region: 1-1506 (501 amino acids)
Molecular function (GO): mannitol dehydrogenase activity
Source: RefSeq, a predicted model, not a curated record
AUGCCUCCCCUCAAGCUCAACAACCAAAACCUCGCGCAGAUUGCUGCGGCGGGUGAAGCGCAAGUCAAGGUUCCUACUUACUCCCGCGGUGGCGCUGUUAAGGAGGGAAUUGUCCACGUCGGCGUGGGCGGUUUCCAUCGCGCACACUUGGCUUACUAUGUCGACCUGCUGAUGCAGCAGGGUGUGACUGACUGGGCGAUUUGCGGUGUUGGCCUGCAGCCCUUCGAUGCCGGCAUGAGAGAUGUUUUGGCUGAGCAGGAUCACCUUUACACCCUCAUCGAACGAUCCGCCCAAGGCAGUUUUUCACAUGUCAUUGGAAGCAUCAAUUCAUACCUCUUCGCACCCGAUAACCGCGAGGCCGUUAUCGCGAAGAUGGCACACCCGGACACCCACAUCGUUUCCCUCACCAUCACCGAAAGUGGGUACUACUACAACGAGAACACCCACGAGCUCCAGCGCGAGCACCCCGACAUUCUGUUUGAUCUUGAUCCGGCGAACGAGAAAGCCCCUCGUACAACCUUUGGCUUCCUUUACGCUGCUAUGGCCCGUCGCCGCGAGGCUGGUCUGAAGCCCUUCACCGUCAUGUCGUGCGAUAACAUGCAGAAGAACGGUGCCAUCACACGCAACAUGCUUACAUCAUUUGCGCGCCUACGCGACCCUUCGCUCGCGGACUGGAUCAACGAGAAAGGCCACUUCCCGAAUGCCAUGGUUGACCGUAUCACACCUCAGACAUCAGCUGCUGAUAAAACGGCUCUCGCCGACAAAUUCGGUAUCCAAGAUGGAUGGCCCGUCGUCACCGAGCCCUUCACACAGUGGGUGAUCGAGGAUCAUUUCUGCGAUGGUCGCCCACCGUUCGAGAAGGUUGGUGUCCAGCUAGUUACCAACGUCCACAAGGUCGAGGAGUUCGAGAAGCACAAGUUGCGUCUGCUAAACGGUAGCCACUCCGCUAUCGGUUACCCAGGUUCGCUUGCUGGCUUCAAAUACGUGCACGAAGUCAUGGAGAACCCCAUCUUCCGUCGAUUUGUGUGGCAAAUGAUGCAGGAUGAGGUCAAGCCGCACUUGCCUGAUAUCCCAGGAGUUAACAUCGAUGAAUAUUGCAAUACCCUUAUGGAGAGAUUCUCCAACCCAACCAUCAUGGACCAGCUGCCUCGCGUCUGCCUCAAUGCCUCUGGCAAGAUCCCCCAGUUCAUCAUGCCCUCGAUCGCUGAAGCCAUUUGGGAUAACGGCCCAUUCCGCCGCCUGUGCUUCGUCGCAGCUGCAUGGUUCCGUUACCUUAAUGGCGUUGACGACAGUGGCAAGUCUUUCGAGAUUGAGGAUCCCAUGCGCGACGAGCUCCAGGCUAAGGCUCGUGCCGGUGGCACCAACCCAGCCGAGCUGUUGAGCAUCAAGAAUCUGUUCGGUGACGAUCUUCGCAAUGACCAACGGUUCAUUACAGAGAUAACGACCGCUAUGGAGCUUAUUGCCCGGGAUGGCAUCAUGAACACACUUCCAAAGUACAUUGAUUAA